UGAAAGCUAAGGUACUAGUACUUGUAAUCUGUAACAUCCAUAGUAUUCAUAAUUAGUGUCUAUUCUUUUAUAUUACAUAACUCAUGACGACACUUGCAAAACGCUAGUAAGGAAAACUCAAGUAACUGCUAGUAAUUCUAAGAGAGAAAAGGAUGUGGUUAUAAACUCCUCACUUCAUUUGUAUAUUCUUUUCUUUAAAAGAAAAUGUUUAACAACAACACUUCAAGCCCAAGUUAGAUUUAUCAUCUUGAAAGACAAACUGAGUACACAAUCGGUAAAGGUCCUUGUGUGUGUGUUAGUUAAACACACUAAUCAAAAUGUUGGCACAGUAAAUUCUAUGAAGGUGGUUGUACCAAAUACUAGACACAAAGCAAUAGCAAAGAUAUCAUUAUGGGUUUGCGGCCCAUAUAGCAAUUGAGAGGAUCAGUGACAGUUUGUUGGUAGCCAAAGGCCCUUUUCCCGGGUAAAACCAAACAGAAAAUAACGAUCAUCAUCACUCCCAAGAAAAGACAUCUAACCUCUAUCCACAAGAACAACAUAUGUUCAAUUAACAUAAUCUUAGUAACUGUUAGAUGAAUUUGUUGUCAUAGUUAUUAUGGCUGAUUCAUUAUGCAAGUUCUUGGACACUCGCUGUGUAGGAAGUUGUCAAUUCUUUGCUACCUAUUUUUCUGCCCAAAAGCCCUUCCUCUUCCUCCCACUUGUUUCCCUUCACAACCCAAGUCUUGUUAGAAGAAGAGGAAGAAGAAAAUCACUUCACAUUGCUUUUUGCUCCACACCAACUCCUCCAGUUCUUGAUGUCAUCUCCACCCAGGAGAAUUCUGAUGGCAGCCUACUAUUUCGGUUUGGGGAUCCGAGUGAACUUGCGAAAGAGGAUGAGUUGGAGGAGCCCCUUUUUGGGGUGGAAGAAGUGGAAAGGGAUAGCGAGGAGGAAUAUAUUGUGGUGAAAGUUUUAGAUGGCGAUAAAGAGAGAGAAGUCACUGUAAAGAAAGUAGACACAAAAGCAAAGGGUGAGACUGCGAGUGUGGCUACUGAUGCUGAAUUCUCUGAAUCAGUAGUUACUAACAACAAGAGUAGUGAUUUUGUAGAAAGAGAGAUUGGAUUGAGGGAAACUUCUCUGGAAUCCGCGGAUGAUGUUGCUUCAAAUUCAUCUAUGGGAAUUCAAGAUGAAUCUCUGGCUGAAGUCGAUAUUGAGAAUGCUGAACACGUUGAGGAGAUUUUCUAUAAGAAAGAUGAUGACAGUGAAUCUUCAGUUCCACCACCAGAGAAUUCUAGUCUUCCUUUGGAAGUUGAGGAUAAAAUGAAGAGUCAAUCAAGUGAUGUAGCAUUUGAAGAAUUGGAUGAUGACAAAUCGCCUCUUGCAUGUUCAUCUGCAGCAAUGCCUGAAUAUUCUGACUCGGUAAACACUAUGGAAAUUGAAGAAUCUGUGGGGGAAGGUUUAAGUCAGUUGAAAGAGAAUAAUGGUGACAAUGAUUUCCAUGAUGAGUCUACUCGCUCGAUGGAAAAUGGUGCUGCUUCAAGUGAAAUUGAAACAGAUGAGGAUGAUAUUAUGAUUGUCCAACAGGCAGAACAAAUAUCUGAAAGUACUGAUCCUAUAAAAGAUCCCAUUGAGAGUGCUCCUGAGGGAAUUAAUCUGGGGAAUACUGAAACUGUUGUUGAAGUAACUAGUCCAGAAAAUGCUGAUAAUAAGCAUUUGUCAGUUGAGAUUGUCCAGCAGAAAGAACAAAUAUCUGAAAGUGUUGAGGAUUCUAUAAUGGAAGAGCACGUAGAGAGUGCUCCCAAGGGACUUAAUCUGGGGAUUACUGAAACUGUUGUUGAUAUUAGUCCAGAGAAUGCUGAUAUUAAGCAUUUGUCUGUUGAGAUUGUCCAACAAACAGAACAAAUAUCUGAAAAUAUUGAUCCCAUAAUAGAAGAACCCGUAGAGAGUGCUCCCGAGGGAAUUAAUCUGGGGAUUACUGAAACUGUUGUUGACGAAAUUAGCCCAGAAAGUGCUGAUGUUAUUCCUUUGUCUAUCGAUGCCGAAUACCAGAGUGCUGAAGUCCUUAAUUUCGAAAAGGACAAUCAAACCGAGCUGAUUAAUUUGUCCGUAGAUACAGAGGACCAGGCUUCCCAAGAGGGUACCUUCGAAGAUAGUGGUGAGACUAAUGUGAUUGAAGAAAUGCCUCCGUCUCCUAAGCAGGAGGCUGAACCAAUUCUUGAUGAGGAAGUUGAUCAAAACCUAAUAUCGGAGUCUAUUGAAGGUGAAAGUCCAUCACAGCCAGAUGAAAAUUUGCCUAGCUUAUCCUUGGAAGAGGAAAGAAAAGAAGAUGUAGAAAACACUGAGAUCAUGGAAGUAUCUGGAUCUGAAGUGGUUGAGGAUAAAUAUUCAGAAGUCUUAGACAGCAGCGAGGAAGCUACACCAGCAGCAGCAGAAUUAAUUCUGUCUUCUGGCGCUACUUUACUGCAAUAUCCUUCCAAGGCAUUCGCAGGAGGACAUGAAGCAUAUUUUGUUGCUUGUGGGAAGUGGCUAGGGGUAGCCGAUGGAGUUGGUUCCUGGUCAUUGGAAGGAAGUGAUCCAGGAGUAUAUGCCAAGGAACUCAUGCAAAAUAGUGAAGCCAUUGCUUCACAGUGUGACAAGGAUUUAAUAAAUGACCCUAAGCGAGUCCUUAAUCUGAGUGUCUCAAAAACAGAUUUCCCUGGAUGUUCAACAGUCUUGAUUGGUUAUUUUGAUGGAAAGGCUCUUCAUGUGGCUAAUAUUGGCGACUCUGGUUUUAUCGUAGUAAGGAAUGGCAGGGUUUAUACAAAGUCAUCACCCAUGCUUCAUGAAUUCAAUUUGCCCAUACAAAUUGAAAAAGGUGAUGAUCCAUCUCAACUUCUGGAGGAAUACAAGGUAGAGUUAGAUGAAGGGGACAUAAUUGUCACUGCAACAGAUGCACUUUUUGACAACUUAUAUGAUCAAGAAAUAGUGUCAAUCGUCUCAAGGUCACUGGAAGCUGACAAAAGUCCUCAGGAAAUUGCGGAGAUUUUGGCAACAAGGGUGAUAGAAGUGGGCAGUUGUGCUUCAGGGAGAAGUCCAUUUGCUGAUGCAGCUCAAGCAGCCGGAUAUGUUGGAUAUACUGGUGGGAAGCGCGACGACGUGGUUGUCGUUGUGUCAACAGUUCAAAAGGUAAUCAUGUCAAACGAGGAGUAACUAGCUAGUGGUGCAAUCUAAUUCCACAUAAUUCUUUAACGUUUCCCUUCCCAUUAUGUAAGCAGUUUUGAUGUCUCAAAGUGAGUAACUGUAACAUCUAUGUUGAAAUGUAAAUUUAUGGCAUUUGAUUAAUUGCUAUACCUUUACCAUC
This is a messenger RNA of Capsicum annuum, 3317 nucleotides long. Its product is annotated as probable protein phosphatase 2C 62. The record is from RefSeq and is a predicted model, not a curated record. The transcript is spliced from 9 exons. The coding region runs from base 596 to 3166 and encodes 856 amino acids. NCBI's taxonomy places the organism in Eukaryota, Viridiplantae, Streptophyta, Magnoliopsida, Solanales, Solanaceae.